This is a messenger RNA of Alosa alosa (allis shad), 2099 nucleotides long. RefSeq names its product abhydrolase domain containing 2, acylglycerol lipase a (gene abhd2a). The transcript has 11 exons. The record is from RefSeq and is a predicted model, not a curated record. Gene Ontology annotation, biological process: steroid hormone receptor signaling pathway; medium-chain fatty acid catabolic process; acylglycerol catabolic process. Gene Ontology annotation, molecular function: monoacylglycerol lipase activity; acetylesterase activity. Gene Ontology annotation, cellular component: sperm flagellum; sperm plasma membrane. Bases 310 to 1488 code for a protein of 392 amino acids. Lineage: Eukaryota; Metazoa; Chordata; Actinopteri; Clupeiformes; Clupeidae.
CUCAUCUGUAGGAAGUAAAGUCUGCGUACACGGUAAUGUGCUAGUAUAUGCGUGUGUGUUGCUGGAGCAAAAUGCUUAGAAGCACAGAUACCAAACAAUUUGACACUGAAUUAUAACCGCUUGUCUUUUCCCUAUGGAUGGAUAUAUGGUCACAUGCAGAAAGGAAAAAGGAUCAUCUGGCUGUUGCGUUGGAUUAUUAGGGUUGACCAGAACACUGUGACUUGAAGUGCAAGGACAAAGAGGAACUGUUUGAAGACAGUGGGUUAUAGGGCACAUUCUCGGCAAGGAAAAUAGCAAGAGAGAACAACCAUGUCCAACCAGGAGUCUGACGUGUACACCAUCUCGCCGGAGAUGCCGGCCGUGUUUGACGGGGUGAAGCUGGCGGCGGUUGCCACAGUGCUCUACAUCAUCGUGCGCUGCCUGAAUCUCAAGAGCCCCACUGCCCCCCCGGAGCUCACUUACCAGGACACGGCCCUCAACCGCUUCUUGCUCAAGUCCUGCCCACUCCUGACCAAAGAGUACAUUCCUCCGCUGUUGUGGGGUAAGAGUGGGCAUCUGCAGACGGCGCUUUACGGGAAACUGGGCAGGGUGAGCUCGCCGCACCCCAACGGCCUCCGCAAGUUCCUGCCCAUGAUGGAUGGUGCCACUGCCACCUUCGACCUCUUCGAGCCCAUGGCUGAUCACCCGACAGGAGAUGACAUCACCAUGUGUGUUGUGUGUGCGUUGCCCUCAGGGUGCACGUGGGAGUACGGCGCGAUGGUGGGGUACAUCAAGAAGGCGUACCCCCAGACGCAGCUCAUCGUGGUGGGCUUCAGCCUCGGCGGCAACAUCGUAUGCAAGUUCCUGGGCGAGAACCGGGCUAACCAGGAGCGCGUGCUGUGCUGCGUGAGCGUGUGCCAGGGCUACAGCGCACUCAGGGCACAGGAGACCUUCCUUCAGUGGGAUCAGUGUAGGAGGUUUUACAACUUCCUGAUGGCUGACAACAUGAAGAAGAUCAUCCUCUCACACAGGGGCAGCCUGUUUGGCAGCAGCUCCAAUAAGAUGCUGGACAUCAACCUUAGCCGGCUCUACACAUGCACCUCCCUCAUGCAGAUCGAUGACAACAUCAUGAGGAAAUUUCAUGGCCACAGUUCCCUGAAGGAAUAUUAUGAGAAGGAGAGCUGUGUGCAUUAUAUUCACAAUGUGAACGUUCCGCUGUUGCUGGUCAACUCGGCAGACGACCCGCUGGUGCACGAUUCUCUGCUCACCAUUCCACGCACACUCGCAGAAAAGAAAGAGAAUGUGGUGUUCGCACUGUCCCUGCACGGCGGGCACCUGGGCUUCUUCGAGGGCGCCGUGCUCUUCCCGCAGCCCCUCACCUGGAUGGACAAGGUGAUCUUGAGCUACGCUAACGCCAUGUGCCAGUGGGAGAAGCAGAAGCCUCAGUGCCUAGGCAGCGGCGGGCACACCGCUACCGCCACGUGCCAGGAAGAAGCCACGCAAUCCUAGAGUGCACUGGACAGGCCUCUCUGACCCACCCCACACCCCACUCCCCACUCCACACCCCACUCCCCACUCCACACCCCACUCCCCACUCCACACACCCACCAGGCUGCCCACUCGCCCAGCCAUGUCUAUUCUCACUGUGCUUCUGUGCCCACCGCCCUCCCCAGAAUUUGACCUUUUGUCCCUUGAAGCCUCACCCCGCUGUCCUCCGAGUCACCCACAUCACCUUACCUGCGAAAGCAUCCUGAGGAGUUUUCCUUCGAUGCCUUUGUGCACGUGGCAAUUUUUUUUGUAGAAUGGGAGAACGAUUUUUUUUUCUCUGUCAUUCUUGAAAAGUCUCCUCAACUUUCCCAGAGAGGGGAAGUGUGAGAGCGAGGGAGAGAGACAAACCACGUUGACCAAAACAAGACUCGAAGAAAAAAAAAAAAAAAACAGGAAAAAAAUGUACCACGCAAGUGACUUGUCGUUAUGUUUGGAGAGCACGGGCACUAUCAUCUCAGUUCCUGAGACCAUGCGGAGGACCAAAGGCCUCCGUCUUCAUAGAAUGACUCUCGCUGUGGGACUCCCACAAAAGGCUGGCCAGACAGAACGGCCCGCCUGCUUCCCAAAGGACA